AAAUAAAGACAAACAGGAUGAACGGCUUAAUUGUGUUCAAUAGUGCCAAUGAUGUUGUCUUCCAGCAGUUGAAUACGGCAUUAGCUGAACAUUUCUUCGCUAAAAACGCUGAUCUUUUUCCUGAGAAUGCCACAGCCUCGUCUAUCGAUGGAAAUAUUAUUUUGCAAAUUUUCAGCCCUAUCAUCAACUCUCAACGUAUUAUGCAUUGCCAAUUCGACAAUACUUACUCAAGUUUUCAGUGCGAAAAUGGACUCAAUUUCGCCUUUGGUGAUCUGCUAGGGUAUUCAUUUAUAAAAAUAGGACAGCGCCCUGUAGAGAUACUGAAACGUCACCUUGGUGUAGCAAUUGCACUAGUACGCCAUUUAUACGGUGCUAAUUUAUUUGCUACGCAGGCCAGCAGUGUACAGGAAGAGUUACUCUCUACUUGCCUUCAAAGCUAUGAAGAACAUCUGUGGGAUGAAGAGCAAGCACUACUGUUAGAGGCACUACCACGAUUGCUAAUCAACAACGAACUUAAACGAGUUGUACAUUCUGCACUUGAUGGCGCCUUGGAACGUCUGCGUGAUCUGGGUCAUCAGCGAAUACACGCUCUGUUGUUUGCUUCUAAUAAGUUUGUUGACUCUGCUACAUCGAAACAAGCGCUGGCUUUAAGCGCUACCGAUUUGGUAUUUUUAACAUUACUUUCCCGCUCCUUACAACGUGAUGGUCGCCAACUGAAUCGUUCAGUAGCUGUAUUUCUACAAGGCGUUUCGCACGAUCCCCACUCGGGUUGUGUACCAUGUAUAGCACACUUUUCACAGCUUUCGAAAGGUGUACUCUUGGUGCAGUUGGUCGAGUAUGCAAAUCUACAAGUAGCGAGCAGCAUGUAUGAUACGUUCUUUGUAUUACAAAAAAUCAUAACUUUGCAAAUGCAAGGUGAUGCAGACGCUAUGAAACCCACGUAUGAUAGUCUGGAAUCGUUUGUUAAGCAAACGUUAGAUGCAUUAAAACGUUCGAAAUUGAAAGGAGAUGAAGUGGAUACUUCUUUGAAGAAAUUCAUUGCUAAGUGGGACAACUUAAAGAAAAUGUAUGGGGAUUUCUUUCGUUCAGUAGAGCGUGAACUGUUGGUACGAAUUGAGUCCAAUAUACCGUCAUUUAUGGAUGAAUUAAAACAGCUAUUUACUCUAACUUGUUGCGACAGUUCAGGCAUUGCUUUAGAUCAAUUACCAGAGGUUGCCUCGUUAGUUGAAGGAAAGAUGCUGGAAAUUUCCGAGUUUCUCGCAGUGAAGGCAGAGCGUAAUAUUACUAUCGAUGCUUAUUUAGAAGAUUUCCCCGGACUGAUACAUUUUGUAUAUGUAAAUCGCUCCACUGGACUCAUGAUUGCACCCGAUUUGCGCCCAAACCAGCUAAUUUCCAAGAAGAGUUUAUGGUCUAUGGUCGAGUUCACCCGAAAUUACUUAAAGAAAGGUCACACUACAGUAAUGUGGAAGGACAAAACGUUUAAUUAUUCGUAUUUCCUCUGGUUUGAAGAUAAAUCAGGCGGUCCUAUGAAAUCAAUCGAUAUGCAGCAGCACGUUGUGGCUUCGUUAUCAUCAAAUAAUGCAUUUAAACCACAAUUCGAACCUGGCCUGCUUGCAGCUGAUUAUUACCAACAGCUAACUGAAAUUUGCUUCCCAAAAGCCAGUCCCGGUAAAGUUAAGUGUUAUGAGCUCUUUUGUAUACAUUUGGGGCUAGUAACGUCCACCUGUGCUGUGGAGCAUUCUCGACGUCUCGCGGCUACUAUAGCCGAUGUAGCGGACGAAAAUAAUUAAAAUUUAAUACAUGGAAAUUUAGUACACAUAAAAUACAUGAAGAAAAAACUAUUUAGACAUUCCAAAGAUACUCAGUAGAUACUUUUUUUUUACAAAAUUUUAUUUUUGUAACGUUUGUUUUUGACUUAAGCUUUAAACUUUAGUAUUUAACAUAAACAUUCCUAAGACAAAGCUUCAUUUAAAAAUGUAUCCAACAUUUAAUUAAACGCUUAAAUUUACAAGCAUUGA
This is a messenger RNA of Ceratitis capitata (Mediterranean fruit fly), 2018 nucleotides long. It is a transcript of the gene HPS1, whose product is annotated as Hermansky-Pudlak syndrome 1 protein homolog. Gene Ontology annotation, cellular component: BLOC-3 complex. Gene Ontology annotation, molecular function: guanyl-nucleotide exchange factor activity. Gene Ontology annotation, biological process: vesicle-mediated transport. The coding region runs from base 18 to 1790 and encodes 590 amino acids. The record is from RefSeq and is a predicted model, not a curated record. Lineage: Eukaryota; Metazoa; Arthropoda; Insecta; Diptera; Tephritidae. The transcript is spliced from 2 exons.